AUGCCGAGUGGCAUCAGCAAGCGCCAGCAGCUGCGGAACGAGAAGACCCUCGCCGAGCUGAUCCGAACGGUCCCUGGCAAUGAUCGUUGUGCCGAUUGCGAUGCCUUGACCCCAGGAUGGGCAAGCUGGAACAUGGGUCUUUUCCUGUGUAUGCGGUGCGCCGCAAUCCACCGCAAGCUGGGCACACAUAUUUCCAAGGUCAAAUCUUUGACAAUGGACACCUGGUCUUCGGAACAGGUUGAUAACAUGAAAUCGCACGGCAACUUGCUCAUGAACAAGAUCUAUAACCCCAAAAAUGUUCAGCCACCUGUUCCGACCGACAUUGAUGAGGCCGACUCAUGUAUGGAACGGUUUAUCCGGCAGAAGUACCAGUACCGAUCGUUAGAGAACGGGAAGCCGAAGCCCCCGAGCCGGGACGAUGCCAGCUACACCAGGAGCCGUGACAGGAGAGAUGAGAGCAAAGACGAGAGGAGAGAGGAGAGGCGGGAAAGGCAAAGGGGCUAUGAUGACUACCACCGAGAUGAUAUCUCUCCUGAGGGCUCGCCGCCCCCGCCGCCGCCCAAGUCUGGCAAGUUCUUUGGGUUUGGCCUUCGAUCAGCUUCCUCGACAUCGAACCUGCGCCGAUUUGGAAACAAGCACAAGGAAUCGCCCUCGCCUCCUUCUGAUCAACGAUCCUGGUCCCCGCCUCCUCGCCAGAAGACCGGACUUGGUGCACCCGUUGCGGAUGUGACGACUGCCUCGUUCGAGGCGAAAAUGGCCGCACUGCGGGAUAUGGGCUUCAUGAAUGAUCGGCGGAAUGAAAUGGUCCUUCGCGGGCUCAGUGAGAAUUUGGAUAAGUCCAUUGAGACAUUGGUCCGACUGGGCGAAGGAAGCAAUCCUGUAUCACGGACCAGAACUCCCGCCCCGACCAAUAACACAUUGACUGCUGGGGCUACAGUGACCUCGAAACCGGAGACACCAACCAACCCAUUCGACAUGCCUACUGCGACAAACGUCAACACAGCCCCUCAGCAGGCCCCUCCGCAGUCACAAACUGUGUCAUAUAAUCCGUUUGACCCACCGAACCAGACACCACAGUCAGCGCGGCCUUUGGAAGCAUCCUUCCAGAACCUCCAGGUCUCCCAGCCGCUCUUCCCGCACUCGACCGGUGGAUAUCCAAGCCACACAGGCUUGAUGCCACAAGCUACUUAUCAGCAGCCAAUCACUCCGCCGGCCACGUCAACAUUCUCCCAGAGUGGCUAUGUCUCAUCGCCCCAGGCAAUGGACAACAACUACAAUCCGUUCUUCCAAACAGGAGCCCAGCCGCAGGGCGGCAUGGGUACGCAAUCGUUCCCCAACCCUAGUGCGCCACAAAAUAAUCCAUUUUUCAACACCACCUCGCAAAACCCUUAUAUGCAACCUCAGACACAACAGAAUGGUGCAUCGGUGCCAACAAUUGCGCAUCCCCGGCAGCCUCAGCAUGCAAACACCAUGCCGGCAAUUUCUUCAACCUCGCCAUUCGGCACCUCUCCAUUUGGCACAUCUCCUUUCGGACCAUCGCCUUCUUUCCAAACACAGCAGCAGCCACAGCAAUUCCAUCAGCCCCAACAGCAGACCCAGAGUGUUACCCAGGGAUCUUACAAUCCGUUCCAGGCAAUGGGACCGACCAACUCGCAGAGUGUAGGAGGCUACUCCAAUCAAUUCCAGCCUCAGCAGCCGCAGCAGCUGAUGCCUCAACACACGGCCCGCAUGGAUAAAAACAGCAUUCUCUCCUUAUAUAACGUUGCUCCAUCUCCCUCUGCCAUCCCUCCCAUCCCCGAACAGUUUCAGUCUCAGUUCCAGCCUAGCACGGGAAGCAGCCCCGUCCCCCCUCUUACAAAUUCCCUCAACUCUACACCCCUGACCCAGCCUGGCUCAAACAUCCAGACCCCCCAACCCAGCGCCAACACUGCUGCUACCGCAUCCCGCAACCCAUUCGGCGCUGCAACUAUCGGUUCGGGUCUGGCAGCUCAAGCAGGCGUGUCGGCCUACCCGCCCUCCUCAGGCUUGGGCAUUGGAAUGGGCGCCAACGGCACCAUAGCCGCUGCUUCGGCAAACGGCAUGAAUAUCUCGCCCUUCUCAGGCCCGCCACCGGUCAAUCAAGCCUUCCCAAGAACCCACAUGAGCCAGCCGAGCGUGGAUGUCAACGGCCUGCAGAACGGGCGCCACAGCCCCGAUGCAUUUGCCAGCCUAAGCGCGCGCUAUGGCUGA
Messenger RNA from Penicillium canariense, 2229 nucleotides. RefSeq lists its product as uncharacterized. Lineage: Eukaryota; Fungi; Ascomycota; Eurotiomycetes; Eurotiales; Aspergillaceae. Gene Ontology annotation, molecular function: protein binding; GTPase activator activity. Gene Ontology annotation, cellular component: Golgi apparatus. Bases 1 to 2229 code for a protein of 742 amino acids. The transcript is spliced from 4 exons. The record is from RefSeq and is a predicted model, not a curated record. Gene Ontology annotation, biological process: endocytosis; intra-Golgi vesicle-mediated transport; endoplasmic reticulum to Golgi vesicle-mediated transport.